Candidozyma duobushaemuli is the source of this 1878-nucleotide messenger RNA. RefSeq lists its product as uncharacterized. The transcript has a single exon. Gene Ontology annotation, molecular function: protein binding. The record is from RefSeq and is a predicted model, not a curated record. Lineage: Eukaryota; Fungi; Ascomycota; Pichiomycetes; Serinales; Metschnikowiaceae. Bases 1 to 1878 code for a protein of 625 amino acids.
AUGGGAAAGAAAGACAAAAAGUCCAAGGAGGACAAAAAGGCCCGUGCCGCAGAGAAGCAGAAGAAGAAUAACCAGAAGGCCGAGCUGAAGCAGAAAAAGCAGGCCAAGAAGUCUGGAGAAGACGAGGAAGAGGACCAGGACAUCGAUGCAAUCUUGGAGCAGUAUGCCAAAGAACAAGAAGAGCUUCUUGCUGUGAAGGUGGAUGUCGUGGAUAGGCCGUCGAAACGACUCAACCCGGCAAUGGUGGCCAGUCCUCUUCAAGGAAAAAGAGAAUUGCUAUUGUUUGGAGGUGAAGCCAACGAAAACGGUAUGGCCAGGUUCUACAACGACUUGCACACCUACACCAUCGACAACAACACAUGGAGAAGGUACACCUCAAAGAACGCUCCUUUGCCUCGUUCUUCGCAUGCUAUGUGUGCCCAUCCUUCGGGAAUUGUGGUGAUGUUUGGCGGUGAAUUUUCGUCACCCAAGCAGUCCACCUUCUACCACUACGGCGAUACCUGGGUUUUGGAUGCUGAGACCAAGGAGUGGGAGAAGAUUGACCAGAAGAAGGGUCCUUCGGCGAGAUCCGGCCACAGAAUGUGUGUGUGGAAACACUACAUUAUUUUGCAUGGAGGUUUCAGAGACUUGGGUGUGCUGACUACCUAUCUCCACGAUAUGUGGCUCUUUGAUAUUACCACACACAAAUGGACUCAAGCUGAGUUCCCUCCCGCCCAUCCUGUUCCAGAUGCCCGCUCUGGUCAUUCCAUGGUGCCCCAUCCUGAAGGUGCUGUGAUUUACGGUGGAUACUGUAAGGUCAAGGGUAAGAAAGGUCUGCAAAAGGGUAAGGUGCUCACGGAUACGUGGUUGGUGAAGAUGAAGGCCGAUCCUAAGGGUAUCCGCUUUGAAAGGAGAAGAAAGCAGGGUUUCAGUCCGUCGCCCAGAGUCGGCUGCUCCAUGGUGUUCCACAAAAACCGUGGUAUCAUGUUUGGCGGUGUCUAUGAUUACGAUGAAAGUGACGAGAAGAUUGAGUCUCAGUUUUACAACACCCUUCAGUCUUACCAGGUGGAGGUCAACAGGUGGUACAACUUGACGUUGAAGCCUCGUAAGAAGAAGAAGCAGGAGCCUGUCAAGGAGAAGAACAACAGAGACGAGGACUUGGAGGAUAUCUUGAACUCGAUUUUGGCCAAGGCAAACUUGAACGAUGACGACGAAGAAACGGAGGAGGUUUCUCAGAUUGAGCGUUUGAAGCAGCAGGAGGAACGAGAGGAGAUGGAGAGCGACAAGGUGGAAUUCCCUGUUGUGAACCAGCUUCCACAUCCCCGUUUCAAUGCCACAGCCUGUGUUGCUGACGACUCCUUGUACAUCUUUGGCGGUAUUUUCGAGAGAGGCGAACAGGAAUUCAACCUCGACUCGAUGUACUCCAUUGACUUGAACAAGCUUGAUGGAGUGAAGGUGUUCUGGGAGGACCACAGCGAGCUUGACAAGACUUAUGUGAGCUCUGACGACGAGGGGGACGAUGAUGAUGAAGAGGAUGACGAAGAGGAGGAGCCUGAGGAAGCUGAAGAGGAAGAGGAAGAAGAAAUCGAGGAGGAGGAAGAAGAAGAAGAAAACGAGGACGAGAUUCCUGACCCUCGUCCAUGGCUCCCACAUCCAAAGCCUUUCGAAAACCUCCGAGCCUUUUACAUCCGUACUGGCGCUCAAUUCCUCGAGUGGUCCAUUUCCAGUAACAGAGACGCCAGAGGUAAGUACCUCAAGAAGGCUGCAUUUGAUCUCUGUGAGGAUCGUUUCUGGGAGAGAAGAGAGCAGGUGAGAAUGGCCGAGGACCAGCUCGAAGAGCUUGGUGGUGUUGGCGAGGUGAUAGAGAAGGAUACACUGAAGAGCGGUAAAAGACGAUAG